AAUGGUCGUGUCGCGCUGUCAUAAAGUUGAUCAGGUGGCCAGGACAAGGACAAGAUAGGUCUGGGUCGGUUCGGGCCGAGAGUCGACCGACGAUCAGCACCCGUUCGGCCAGUCAUAGCAUUUGCUGACUAUGAAGAAGUAUAAUUAGUUAGUUAUAGGGGCAUAUGAGGUGCAUGGACCUUCACAGCCUUAUCAGCGGAAGAUGACAUACCCCGCUUUUGCUCGCCAGAAAUGCCCAACAUGUCUUCGAACCCAUUUCCUUACUCCUGGUUCGCUAUUGUACUCGUCUGCGAGAAGAUCUGAUUUUUAUGGUGUGUCUGUCAACAUGGAUGGUCUAUCCUCGGCGGCGAGCGUUAUCGCCGUUAUUCAACUGACCGGAGGCCUCGUGAAGCUUUGCGGAGGCUAUAUCCAAGAGGUAGGAAAUGCACGGGAAGAAAUUCUCACCCUGCAGCGGGCAAUUACAGGUCUUCAAGAUACACUUCAAGACCUGCAGAACAAUCUGCAAGAGAAUAAGGCAAAAGGCCUAUCUACGUCCUCACGACUACCUAGCAAUAUUACUGCUUGCCUCUCGGAUCUCCAAGCAUUAGAAGCGAGACUCGAUCCAGGAAAGGGAAAAACGCUGAUGAGGAAAAUGGGCUUACGAGCCUUGAAAUGGCCCUUGAAACACACGGAGGUGGAGGGCCUAACACAGAACCUCGAGAGAUAUAAGUCAUUAUUCCUCUUAUCUUUACAGGUGGACCAGACUUCCCUGAUGAUUAGUUUGGCCCAAAAUACGGAUCGGAUCAAUCAACAUAUUGAUCUUGGGAAGUUGGAAGGCGCAAUAGAUGCAGGAUUUGAGUCAUUCUCCGAUCGCGACGAAGUCGAAUGUCUCCCAGGCACAAGAACCGAACUCCUCCGGGAAAUAACAGAGUGGGCUUUUUCGCCAUCCUCGAAAAGUAUGUUCUGGUUGCAGGGGAUGGCUGGAACAGGGAAAUCCACAAUCUCCCGGACGGUGGCAAGGUCGGCCAAGAAUCGUAAUCAUCUGGGUGCCAGUUUCUUUUUUAAGAGAGGCGAGGCGGACCGAGGGAAUGCAAAGAAGUUUUUCCCAACGUUGACCAGGCAACUGAUACUGUGGAAACCAGAGUUAAGAGCUGGCGUGCAAAAGGCACUUAACGAUGACCCUGACAUCACGUUGAAAUCACUCAGGGAGCAAUUUGAGAAGCUACUCCUUCAUCCAUUGCUCGGUCUUGACCAACGCGAUCAACUGCCUCAGAAUACUGUGAUUGUUAUAGAUGCUUUGGACGAAUGUGAGCAUGACCAAGAUGUUCAAAAUAUUAUUCGAUUGCUCUCUCGUCUGCAGGAGGUAAAAUCACUUUGCCUUCAGGUCUUCCUGACCAGCUGGCCAGAGCUCCCCAUCAGCCUUGGGUUUUCAGAGAUCGGGAACCAUGUAUAUCGGGACCUAGCCCUUCAUGAGAUACCUGAAGAGGUGACAGAACACGACAUACAGUUAUUUCUACAACAUCAAUUUAUGAAAAUCCAGCAUGAUAGAAAAGUCCCUCAGGACUGGCCUGGCAACAAUAUUAUCCAAGAGUUAGUUAGGGUAUCUGUUCCACUGUUUAUUUCGGCUGCCACCGUGUGUCGCUAUAUUGAGAAUCCAAAAUGGGAACCAAGAUUACGUCUCGCAGAGCUUCUCAAGAACCAAGCCAAAUAUGUGUCUAAAAUGGACAAGACAUAUCUGCCAAUUCUGACACGACUCCUUGAUGACCAAGAGAGUGAUGAGAGAGAACAACAGCAACUUCUACAAGAGUUUCAGGACAUUAUAGGAGUUAUCAUUCUUCUUGCUGUUCCGCUUUCUGUAAACACACUAUCUCCAUUUCUUGAGAUAGAAGUGGACCAGAUCAGCAACCGAUUGGAUUUCUUUCGGUCGGUUCUUAACAUCCCCAACAACGAAAAUCAGCCUGUUAGGAUUCUGCAUCUCUCAUUUCCGGAAUUUUUGGUCCAGACAACAACCAAGUUUCGUGUGGAUGCGCCAACCAAGCACAAAGAUGUUGCAAAAUCCUGUCUGAGAACUAUGCGGCGUCUUCUACAGAGAGAUAUCUGCAAUCUAGCAGACCCUGGAGCGCGUAGAGCAGAGAUCAACUCUCUGGAUAUCCACCAAUAUCUACCAUCGGAAUUGCAAUACUCCUGUCAGUACUGGGUACAUCAUCUCAAAAAUAGCCACGCUUUAUCUUCUGACAUAGAAGCGGUGCGGCUGUUCCUCCAGAAACAUUUUCUUCACUGGAUGGAAGCGAUGAGCCUGCUGGGUCUUAUAUCAGAGAUGAUGGGUAUGCUCGAUAUUCUCCGAACGAUGGUGUCAGACCAUAAUAAGAAUUCUAGUCUGGCCGCCUUUCUAUAUGAUGCAAAGCGGUUUGUUCUGAAAAGUCGACAGAUAGCUGAUGAAGUGCCACUUCAAAUUUAUUAUGCAGGGUUGGUAUUUGCACCUCGAACAGCAAUAAUUUGUGAGCAGUUCCAAUCAGAGCUUCCUGAUUGGAUCUGCCGCUUCCCACAAGUUCAUGAGAACUGGAGUGCAGAAUUGCAGACGCUCGAGAGCCAUACAAGCUCAGUCCGAUCUGUGGCCUUCUCACCCGAUGGCCGGCUACUGGCGUCUGGCUCAGUGGAUAACACAGUACGCUGGGACCCGGCGACAGGCGCUCUCCUACAGACGCUUGAGGGCCAUACUGACACAGUUUGGUCCAUAGCCUUCUCACCCGAUGGCCGGCUGCUGGCGUCUGGCUCGGAAGAUAAGACAGUACGGUUCUGGGAUCCAGCCACGGGCGCUCUACAGGAAAUCUUAACCACUGAUGAUGUUGUCACGGGGCUCGAAUUUUCGCACGAUAGCUCCUAUCUCCGUACUAACCUAGGAUCGAUCAAGAUUCAAUCCAGCUGUGGCAACCCUACCCCUAGUUCAUCCAAUAUAGGCCCACAGAUAUCUGUAGAGAGUGAAUGGAUAGCUGCAAACGGGAAAAAGGUCUUAUGGCUCCCUCCUGAAGCCAGGCCUUCCUGUUCAGCGACUAAAUCCAAAAUACUUGGUUUGGGACAUGCGUCAGGCCGGAUUUCUUUUUUUAGGAUUCUGGAAAUAAUCAAUAUCACUUGAUGUUCGUUUUCCGACUUCGUAUAUUUUCAAGUAUCUUUACAAAAGAAGGGAUGGGGACAGAAUUUAUCUG
Molecule: messenger RNA, 3182 nt
Organism: Aspergillus alliaceus
Lineage: Eukaryota; Fungi; Ascomycota; Eurotiomycetes; Eurotiales; Aspergillaceae
Product: NACHT and WD repeat domain-containing protein
Exons: 4
Coding region: 203-3112 (969 amino acids)
Molecular function (GO): protein binding
Source: RefSeq, a predicted model, not a curated record